Molecule: messenger RNA, 2324 nt
Organism: Striga asiatica
Lineage: Eukaryota; Viridiplantae; Streptophyta; Magnoliopsida; Lamiales; Orobanchaceae
Source: the annotation of a GenBank genome assembly
GUCAAAAUCUCAAAUGUCGAUAUAGUCCGCGCCCUAAAUUGAUGCAUUUCCCCCUUUUUGGCGCGCCCUAAAUUCAUAAUAUCCUCGAUUUCAAUUCACUCGAUCGAAUUUCAAACUUCACUCUGUUCGAUUUCUGGAACAACCCGGCGAUCGGGAUUUUCAUCGUCGAGAAAAAGUGAAUCAGACGAAGCGAAAUGGAGAAAGAUGAGAAGUCAAUUUCCGUGAACGAUUCUGCUCGGCCAUGGCAAUCAUACAACGUUGUUUACACAACUGCCAAAGCAGGAAUGGAAGGGGUGGACAAGGAGAAGGUCCAGAGGAUAGUGUAUGAGAUGAGUAAAGGAUCCAAGUAUUUCGAAAAUGAGGAAAAGAAAGAAGCUUACAUGAAGCUGAAAAUCGACACUAUGCGGGUGCAGCUUGCUAAGCUUUCAGCCACGGAUCUAUCACAUCAUCAGAAGAUUGCCGAUAAAAGGAUUGUGGAACUAGAAGCCACACGUGACCUGUCAAGGUUUUGGCUCCAUGUGGAUAUGGAUGCUUUCUAUGCUGCUGUUGAAACACUUUGCAAUCCUUCCCUAAAAGGCAAGCCAAUGGCUGUUGGUAGCAUGUCUAUGAUAUCAACAGCUAAUUACGAGGCACGAAAAUUCGGGGUGAGAGCUGCAAUGCCUGGAUUCAUUGCACGUAAAUUGUGUCCUGAACUCAUUUUUGUUCCAGUGGACUUUAAGAAGUACACCUAUUAUAGUGGUUUAACAAGAAAAGUUUUCCAGAAAUACGAUCCCAACUUCUUGGCUGCAAGUUUGGAUGAGGCAUACCUAGACAUAACUAACUAUUGCAAUGACAAGGGAAUGACAGCUGGACAAGUGGCCGAAGAGCUCAGAGAAGGUGUGUCCAAGGAGACUGGCGGACUCACAUGUAGUGCUGGGGUAGCGCCAAAUCGCUUACUUGCAAAGGUUUGUUCAGACAUUAAUAAGCCAAAUGGCCAGUUUGUGCUGCCAAACAAGCGUAUGGCGGUCAUGACAUUUAUAUCUUCACUUCCCAUAAGGAAGAUUGGGGGCAUUGGUAGGGUCACUGAAAAUAUUUUGAAGGGAGUUCUUGGAAUUACUACAUGUGAAGGAAUGCUCCAGAAAAGUAGCUUCAUAUGUGCACUCUUUUCUCCAACAUCUGCAGAUUUUUUCUUAUCUGUUGGCUUGGGUAUUGGAAGGACUGAUACACCUCAAGUGACCCAGAGAAAAAGCAUGAGCAAUGAGAGAACAUUUUCACCAACUGAUGACGAGGCAUCACUUAAUAAAAAAUUAGUGGAUCUUUCAGAAAAUCUUUCCUCGGACUUGGAGAAACAUGGCCUUCGUGGAAGAACUUUGACAUUGAAGUUGAAGACAUCGUCUUUUGAGGUACGAACCCGGGCUGUGACUCUACCAAAUUAUAUUUGCUCAAGUGAGGAUAUUAUGAGACAUGCCAUGAAGCUUCUUAAGGCUGAACUUCCAGUUUCUCUUAGACUGAUGGGACUCAGAAUGUCACACUUAAGUGAAGGCAGCGAAAGCGCUUCACUUGACCCUAAACAAAAGACACUUCACAACUUCAUAGUUACAGAAAAUGCCUCAGUAAGAGGGCACGAAGACGAAGAACCACUUUCAGAGUCCAACAUUAGCAACGAUGCUUUAGCCAUUCCCAGAGAGACCAGCUUUAUUAAUGACACACUUGAACCAUGCGAAUCAAUUGAUUUUAUCGAGACUCAUCAAUUGCCAGAUCUCGAUCACUCUCACACGUGGCAUUCUCACAAUGAAGCUGAAAGUAGAGGACAUCUUCAUCUCCCGGUUGAUAAUUUGACAGAAAACGUGGAAGUAAAUGCUGAUGAAAAUCAGAUAGAACCCGUUUUUUGGUUGCACGAUUAUCAGUGCUCGGUUUGUGGGAUUGAAAUGCCGCCUAGUUUUGUUGAGGAAAGGCAAGAGCAUUUUGAUUUCCAUCUUGCUGAGAGGCUACAGGUUGAGGAGUCGAGCAACACUAGCAGCUCGGUUCUCAAGCCCAAGCAAAGGUUUGUCGAAAAUGAUCGAAUGACAACUGGCCGGCAGAGGAAGAAGCAUAAAGCGUCCCCCUUGAAGGGUAACAAUUCUAAAAUCGAUAUGUUUUUUGCCAAGAGCAGUCAAAAUUUUUGAUAUUUUGGUGCAAUUACCUGUUUGUCAUGACAUUUUUUUUUUUAGGUUAAUUAUCAAUAAUUUCAUAUGGGAAGACUUUUUACAUUAAAAAUGUUAUUUAGUACAGAUUCACUCAAAACUACCUUACAUAGAAAAACUUUGAUGUGUAAUUUACUCAUUUGUCUUGAUGUAUAAUAUAUU